Messenger RNA from Rhinichthys klamathensis goyatoka, 1966 nucleotides. RefSeq names its product solute carrier family 22 member 13b (gene slc22a13b). NCBI's taxonomy places the organism in Eukaryota, Metazoa, Chordata, Actinopteri, Cypriniformes, Leuciscidae. Gene Ontology annotation, cellular component: membrane. Bases 142 to 1770 code for a protein of 542 amino acids. Gene Ontology annotation, molecular function: transmembrane transporter activity. The transcript has 10 exons. The record is from RefSeq and is a predicted model, not a curated record. Gene Ontology annotation, biological process: transmembrane transport.
AUUUGAUCUAUCGUAACAGUAACAGAUAAGUGCACGCGAGCAGAUAUGCUGAACUUGUGACAAGUUUAAAAAUUAAUUUGUGGGAUCCGCGGUGCAGGUGUUUUAAGCGCGAGCCGCCGCUGACGGUGGCCCACAGUGAUCAUGAUAGACUUCGCGCAGAUCCUGUCGUCCGUCGGCGAGUUUGGAGCGUUUCAGAAACGCUUGCUGGUGGCGGUAUGCCUCCCCAACAUCUUCACAGCUUUCCACAUGUUCGGUCAGGUCUUCACCGCCAUCAGCUUCCCACACAACUGCAACAGCAGCUGGAUCUUACAGCGGGCUCCAAACCUGACAGAGGAGAAGCAGCUGAACCUCACCAUCCCUCUGGACAGUAAAGGACAAUAUGAGAGCUGUCAGAUGUUCUCACCUGUUGAUCUGGAUCUCGAUGCCAUUGAAGCUUAUGGAAUAAACGAAACGACAUCAUGUACCGAUGGAUGGGUUUAUAAGGCACCAGAAGACAGCAGCACUCUUAUAACUGAGUUUGACCUGGUGUGUGAAAAUAAGAUUUAUAAUGAGGCAUCUCAGUCCAUCUACAUGGCUGGUCUUCUUAUUGGAGCCCUAUUGUUUGGGCCAAUGGCAGACAAGUAUGGCCGGCGGUUUGUCACGCUGCUUUCCUUGUUCCUGCAGUUUCUGUUUGGGGUGGGAAUAGCAUUUUCCCCCAACAUCUAUGUCUACAUAGCCCUCCGCUUUGUGGUCGGCACCACAGUAUCAGGGAUCUCUAUGAACACGUUUGUUCUGGGUACCGAGUGGUGCGGUUCAGCCAAGCGCGCCCUUUUCACCAUAUUGUCGCACUGCUUUUAUGCCAUCGGCCUGAUGUUGCUGUCUGGUGUGGCCUUUGGGAUCCGAAACUGGAGGAUUUUACAGCUGGUUCUGUCAGCACCAGUUGGGAUUUUCUGCGUCUAUUACUGGAUUCUCCCUGAGUCUGCCCGAUGGCUUCUGACUCAGGGCAAGCAAGACAGAGCCAAGAAAGAGAUCUUGAAAGCAGCCCGAAUCAAUGGCAGGAAGGUGCCCGAAAAUCUGCUCGACAAGAUGGAAGCAGAGAACACAGUAAAAAAAGGCUCCAUGCUAGACCUGUUCCGAGUGGAUUACCUGAGAAAGAGAGCUCUCAUCAUGUGCUAUAUGUGGUUUGUGACGAGCCUGGUUUACUAUGGAGUCAGCUUGAACGUGGGGAACUUCGGCCUGGACAUUUACCUGACUCAACUGAUCUUUGGCAUUGCAGAGUUUCCCGCCCGGCUGGCCUGCUUUCCUCUCAUUCAGCGCUUCGGAAGGAGGAUCUGCCAGAGUGCUGUUCUGCUUCUAGGAGGCACAGCUUGCCUGGUUAUUCCUGCUAUACCAGGGGAGUAUCCUGUGAUUGUGACUGUGAUCGCUGUGAUUGGGAAGUUCUCCCUUGCUGCCUCUUUCACCAUAGUGUAUGUGUACACUGCUGAGCUGUACCCAACGGUUGUCAGGCAAAAUGGAGUGGGACUGAACUCCAUGUGUGCGCGUGUCGGUGGUAUUCUAGCUCCUCUGAUUGGCUUGUUGAACGUGUAUCAUCAUUCUAUUCCAAUGGUCAUAUACGGGUCUCUUCCUUUUGUGGGAGGAGCCCUGACCUUCCUGCUCCCAGAAACACUAAACACCGAACUACAGGACCACACUGACGCUCCCGUGGAUGAGAGCAUGGGAUCAAAGAAAGCCAGCAUUGAAAACGGACUGAAUCAGGAGCAGGAAAUGGCUCUCGGGAGCACAAAAUUAUGAGAUUUAUACUGCUAUUUAAAAAUGUAGUUGAUGUUCAUGGGUGUUUUAAUAGAUUUAUUCAAUAAUAAGACAAACAGGUGUCACUGUUUACUUUUCAUGCUCCAAGUAUCAUGUUUGUAAAGUUUUAUUGAUAAAAAGGAAUUUGUACUUUUUUUAUCACUUCAUUUUGAAAAAUAAUAAUAAAGAAAACUGUGAU